Grammomys surdaster is the source of this 2319-nucleotide messenger RNA. RefSeq names its product disintegrin and metalloproteinase domain-containing protein 5-like. NCBI's taxonomy places the organism in Eukaryota, Metazoa, Chordata, Mammalia, Rodentia, Muridae. The record is from RefSeq and is a predicted model, not a curated record. Gene Ontology annotation, biological process: proteolysis; binding of sperm to zona pellucida; cell adhesion. Bases 1 to 2319 code for a protein of 772 amino acids. Gene Ontology annotation, cellular component: plasma membrane. The transcript is spliced from 21 exons. Gene Ontology annotation, molecular function: metalloendopeptidase activity.
AUGUUCCUCCUUCUUUUGCUGGUUAUGCAUCUUAAUGGGCUGCAGGCAGGCCAGAAUCCUCACAAAACCACCCUGCAGACAACGGUUCCUGAAAAGAUCUCAUCACCAGAUGUGGAAAAUGAUCCAGAAAACCAUAUGGCUUAUCUUAUCACAAUAAAUGAAAAACCCCAUUUCAUCCAUCUUAAAAAACAAUCAUUUAUAAUUUCAACUACAGUGGCUUAUACUUAUGACAGACAUGAUGUUCAACAUUCUCAGUCUUUGUCAGCUCUGAAAGAUUGCUUUUACAAUGGAUAUGUUGCAGGUUUUCCAAAUUCUAUUGUGACCCUCAGUGUUUGCUCAGGACUCAGUGGAACAAUACAACUUGAAGAUGUCUCCUAUGGAAUCGAACCCGUGGAAACCCUGUCAGGAUUUGUGCACGUGAUCUAUGAGAACACAAAUGAGCAGGUUAAGAUUCCUGACUUAGGGGAGAAUCAGACGUACCGCUGGUCUGACGACGUAGACCUCCAGAUCCGAAGCAACUUGAAAAGAGCUGAAUUUACCACGUUACGGCCACGAUUCAUUAAGAUGGAUCUCAUCGUGGAUAAAAAGCUGUUUGAUUACAUGGGGUCUGACACUAAAGUUGUGCUACAGAAAGUCAUUCAGGUCAUCGGUUUUAUAAACACCAUGCUCUCCAAGUUAAAACUGACUGUUGUAAUAAAUUCCAUUGAAAUCUGGUCGAAGGAAAACAGAAUUAAUUUCUCAGAAGUGCCUGAUAAAUUAUUGGUUCAGUUUUUACAUUGGAAACGUAAGCAUAGACCAGAAAACAUUACAUACUUGCUGGCAUUUGAGGAGCACCCUGCUUCCACAGGAGCCCUAUAUCCAGGGGAUCUGUGCAAAUUUGAUUUCAAUGCUGCUGUUGCUCUGUACCCGAAAGGUUUAUCGUUGGAAUCAUAUAGUGUCAUUGUCCUGCAGCUGCUAAGUAUCAGUAUGGGCUUGACUUACGACACUGACAACUGCUACUGUACAGGAGAUGUUUGCCUAAUGACGCCCAAAGCCAUAUAUUCUGGGGGUAUGAAGGAUUUCAGUACUUGUAGCUUGGAUGACUUUAAAUACCUCUCAACAAGACAAGACCUUGGAUGUCUCCGGGACUUCCCUUUGGAAAGAAACCGACCCCCACAAAGAAAGCCAAGGAGAAUCUGUGGCAACGGGUUGCUGGAGUUGAAUGAACAAUGUGAUUGUGGCACUUUGAAGAACUGUACACACAAAAAAUGCUGUGACCCCAUGUCAUGCCGAUUGAAGCCCAAUGCCACAUGUGGCUCCGGGGAGUGCUGUGCUCAAAACUGCAAGGUAAAACCGGCUAAUACAUUGUGUAGAACGGCAGACAAUGAAUGUGACCUUAUAGAGUACUGUAAUGGAAGAGAACCCUAUUGUGGCCCUAAUAUGUACGUACGUGAUGGGCAUCCUUGCAACUCAGGUCAAGCCUUUUGUUUUGGAGCAGUUUGUCAUACUUCUGACAAUCAGUGUAUGGACUUGCUUGGGAAAUAUGUGAGAGGUGGUUCCUUCCAGUGCUUUGAAGAGUUUAAUACCAGAGGCGACAGAUUUGGCAACUGUGUUUCUAACUUUUGUGCUUUCGAAAAUGUUCUCUGUGGGAAAUUAAUCUGUACAUGGCCAUUCAAGAGGCUAUUUUUGAAACCCAAUAUGUCUGCGGCUUAUGGACAAGUCCGAGAUGACUUAUGCAUCUCUCUGUAUAAAGGCGGGAGAAUAGUUAAGCCGACAAAGACAACAUAUACCGAUCUAUCAGACAGAGACGAGACAUUUGUACAAGAUGGCACAAUCUGUGGCCCUGGAAUGUAUUGUAGGCAGACAGAAUGCAAAGAAGCUAGAUUUUACAUGAAUGAUCAAGUGUGCAGUACUUCUGGAACUUGCAACGGCCAUGGAGUUUGCAACAAUGUUAACCACUGUCAUUGUGAUAUGGGAUAUUACCCUCCUUAUUGCGAGCCACGAAAAGGAGAGUUUGGCAGUAUUGAUGAUGGACACACAUAUUAUAUUGAAGGUAAAACCAGUAAUCAGCAAACUCAUGGUAGUCUCCCCAAGCAACGACUUCAGCUUGUUCUUUAUAUAUCUAUCCCCUUAGUUAUGGUCGUUUCAGCUGUAGUCAUAAGGCAAAGUAAACUGAGUCGUCUGUGCCGCAGAGAAAGAAGCGAAAGCAACAGCUCUGUAACAGAAGACAGUGUGAGUAACCCCAAGGUGACCACCAGUGGAGGAAGCUCACUUGCGGAUCCACCAAUCACACCAAAUCCAGAAAGGAUUCUGAAUGUUUUUGCUGUGAAGAAACACUAA